AUGCUCUUAUUAAAGGACAGCCUCAGAGAAAGAACUGAGACCGUUAUUAAAGGUAUACAACUCGUUCCACAAAACUACAAGUGGAUGAUCGAGGAGCUUAAGAAAAAAUUUGACAGUAAGUUAACAAAUCGAGCAAAAAUUGUUCAAAAACUAGUCGAUACGCACCCAGCAAACGGUACUGCAGAAAGCUGUGUCGCAACGUACGACAAAAUUCGAAUGCUUAUUAAUCAAAUGGUAUCAGCAGGUCAAGACAAACGCUACAUGCAAGACGCUAUGUGGACCGAAAAAAUUCUAGAGAAGCAGCUGAACAUUGUCAAAAACGUGUUGACAACUAUACAAAACCAGGAAGAGGUGAAAAUAAAUGAUGUCAUGAAGGAAAUCGAGAAUGAGAUUACUGCGAAAAAAAUUCGUAGAAUCGCAAUUGAAAAGUAG
This is a messenger RNA of Necator americanus (New World hookworm), 432 nucleotides long. RefSeq lists its product as uncharacterized. Bases 1 to 432 code for a protein of 143 amino acids. The transcript has a single exon. The record is from RefSeq and is a predicted model, not a curated record. NCBI's taxonomy places the organism in Eukaryota, Metazoa, Nematoda, Chromadorea, Rhabditida, Ancylostomatidae.